This is a messenger RNA of Perkinsus marinus ATCC 50983, 2741 nucleotides long. Its product is annotated as rhoptry associated membrane antigen, putative. NCBI's taxonomy places the organism in Eukaryota, Perkinsozoa, Perkinsida, Perkinsidae. The transcript is spliced from 14 exons. The record is from RefSeq and is a predicted model, not a curated record. The coding region runs from base 10 to 2628 and encodes 872 amino acids.
GACUUUUACAUGCCUGGUGCUGUACCCACACCUACUGGGCCCAUGCUCACCUCUGAGGCUAACCCUGUUGAUAGUGUGCCUAUUGAAAAGGAAAAGGAGAAGGAGGAGGAGGUCGCCUUUGUUACCAGUGAUGUGCCUCUUGUCGCCGAGGUUGACAUUAAGGAUCCAAUUAGGGAGGAAAUCGCCGAGAACGUGGUCGUGAAGGCUGCGGCAGAGACUAUCGCAGCUAGUGCUGACCGUGAGGUUGUUCAAGAGGAGACGGCCAUUCCCAAGGAGCAUGCUACUGGGCCUGACAGUACUGCUGUGGAAGCUUCCGAGAGUCAGUGUGACAGCGUUGCCUCGGUGGAUGGUUCUUACGAAGAUAGUCAACAGUUGGUGGGAGGAGAGAAUAAGGUCCCUUCAAUGCCUGAUGAUGAUACUAAUCAUGAGAAUGCGGUGGCGAGUGAAGAGAAGGACACAAGUGCUGCCUUAGAGCAGAGAGAGAUGGAGAAACCUGUCGAAAAUUACGGUGCUGAUCAGGAAGCUGUGGACUCCCAGUCGGAGAAGAAAGAGAAGUCUGAUGGUGGUAUGGAUGAGGAAGUUGUUGCCGACAUGGGGCUUCCGAACGGGACGAUCGACGAGCUGAAGUCCCCGUCAGAAGGAGAGGAGUCCGAAGGGACAGGAGCCCCUCGAGACGACGAUGAGUCUCAUGAUGCUAUUGUUGUGGACGAGCAGGAGUUGGUGGACGAAAAGGAAGAGAAUAAUGAUGGCGAAGAGCAGGCGCAGGAGGAAUAUGAGGUGUGGACGGGGGAAGAGGCCCCCGCUGAUGAGGAGGAUGAAGGGGAGUUUUUGACUCUGGAGGAAGUUAAAGAGGCUGUGGUGAAGGUUACACAGCAAUUAGAAGAGGAUGACGAGAACAUCGAUCUCAAAGUUCUGGAGGAGUUCACAGAGGAAUAUGAGAGAAUGUCGGAGACGCAGAUCAACCUCCAGCAAAAGCUCACCAAAGUCCUGGCUGAGACCAAUGCUCUUUGGCAAGAAUUCGAGAAGUAUAGGAGCCAGUAUGCACAAGUCAUGUGGAAGGAGAGGAGGGAGGAACGGGAGAAGGAGCAGCAGCAACAGCAGUCCGACGAGCAAUGGGACUGGAAGCGCAGCAACGAUGGUGGCAAUCAGAGCUGGAGCCAGAACGGCAAUUGGAAGGCAUCGGACGAUGGUCACUACCAACAACAACAGCAGCAAGAGUCGUGGAAACACAAUGAUAAGAGUUGGCCUAAGGACGAAGGUGAAGGUGAGGCACAGCAGGCUGGGGGAUGGAAGAAAGGUGGAGACAAGUGGUCUGCCUCUGAGGAUAAUGGGGGAAAGCAAUGGCGAGGUGGGUGGAAGAAGGAUGAGGAGGAAGAGUGGCCUGCUGAAGAGGAGUCCUCUAGGGCCGAGGGCGAGGAGAAGUGGAAGGGCUCGAGGAACGAUAAGGCGGGUGCAAGCUGGAGAGAUGCUGAGGGCGGCACUGGGGACUCGGCUGAGUGGCAACCGAAGAGCGGUGGGGGGAGGGGGUAUGACAAGAAGAAGUGGGGUGAUGAGUCCAAGGGAGAGGGAAAGAACUGGAAAUGGAGCUCUGAUCAGCGAGAGGAUGAGAGAGGUGACUGGAAGCAGCAGGAGAAGUGGGACCAGGAGGAGACCAAGGCAGCUGAGGAUGCUCCUCCUACUGAGGAGCUUCCAUCGGUCGAGGCGGAUGCUGCAGAGGAUGGUGCUCCCAAGGGCAGCUAUAGUGAUCUGCAGGCGGAGGUGCUGAGGCUUAGGAAGAUGGUAGCUGAGAAUGAGAAGAGCAAGGCUGAGAGCGUGGCAGCUCCACCGCCUCCCUCCCCCGUCCCCUCUCCAGCAGCGCCUCCCGUGGCUGUUCUACCAGUGGCUCCUCCUGUGGUACCGCAGCAGGAUGGUCGGGCUAUGGAGGAGUUGGCGCAGAAGGUGGGAAAGGACAUCGAGGACCGCCUGCAGUCCAAGCACAGGGAGGAGUUGGUCGAAAUGGAGAGGCGUUACUUGCACGAAAUGCAGACUCAAAUGAGAUAUAUGAUGCAGCACCAGCAGCAGCAGAUGUCCUCCUCGAUGAUGCCGCCCCCAAGGGACUACGCCAAAGGCCCUCGGCCGGGCUAUCAGCCUCAUCUACAGGGGGACUACGAUAACUACGAUCAUAAUGGAGUUUCUUAUUCGCAUCACGACGACCGUUUCCGUCGCGAGAGAGCCCCAUCGCCAUACGGCAGUGUCUCUGGUAUGUCUGGUUACGCUGGGCGGACUCCAACUGAGUACAGAGACUAUCGACAGUCCCCUUCGGCUGCACAGGUCUCCACUGAGGGUGCUCCCCCUCGUCGAGAGACCCGUAGUGGCCACGAGAGGAAGUUGUCGCCGAGAGACGCUAAGCCACGCCGUCCCCAUCAACCUCCGAAUGUCGACUAUACUAGCAGUAAGGCCGUCCUGGAGCCUCGAGCUCUGAGACCCACUGAUAGUUAUGCUACAUCUACUGCGGCCCCGACCGCCCCGGUUGGUCUUCCUGCACCUCCACGGCCCUCUAGGAGCAGCGCCCCCCUGGCCGAAGAGGCUUUGUCAGUCGACAACGCCAUGCAGGCCUUUAGACAGGAUGGAGCUCGCGGCUCUUACUAGUGAAUUAACUCAUCAACGACUUGAUAGCUUUUCCGAAUGGUUAGUAACUUGACUGCUUUCUCCCUGUAUGGAUGUCUGAAUGUCAGUAGCGAAUUUUCAUUGAGUUUUCUUGG